CUUUCUCUCUUUCUCUCUCUAUCCUUUCUCUCUCUCGAUUUCGACUUCUCUCCCGCACACACUCGCAUACACCCAGAGAUCAUCCACGACGCCGGCGGCACACCUCUUCAGCCUUGACCCCACGUUCCCGUUUCCCCCAAAUCACCCCUACCCCAAUAAAUUAAUCCUCGAUUUGCAGGCGCAGUAGAGAGAGAAAGAAAACGGACGUAAAUUUAAUCCGGCGGUUGGGGGCAUAGCAUGCACCAGCACCAGCACCAGCACCGCAUUAGAUAACGUGGGUUCGAGCGCGGUGGUGUUGUUCCGUCGAAUUGGGUGAAUUGGAUAAGACGAUGUCGCACCAGGUGGUUCAGGUCAGGAGGGAGGCGCUGGCGCCAUGCAUGACAUGCCCUCUCUGCCAUAAGCUCUUCCGCGACGCCACCACGAUUAUCGAAUGCCUCCACACCUUUUGCAGGAAAUGCAUAUACAAGAAGCUUUCGGACGAGGAAAUGGAAUGUUGUCCAAUAUGUAAUAUUGACUUGGGAUGUGUACCAUUGGAGAAGUUGAGGCCGGAUCAUAAUUUGCAAGACGUGCGGGCAAAAAUUUUUCCACAUAAGAGGAUUAAAGUUAAGGCCCCUGAGGUAGUGACACCUGUUGCAUUGCCUGCUAAGCGGAAGGAAAGAUCUCUUUCAUCCUUGGUCGUCAGUACACCACGAGUAUCAGCACAGGUCGGCAUGACUGGGAGAAGAUCAAGAUCUAUUGCUAGAAAAGCAUCAAGAGGAUCCAGUUUUACCAUAGAAAAGCCUGUUGGGAAUUCUGUUGAGGACCAAGCUGAAAGCUCUAGCUCACAAGAGAUGCUGAACAAAUCUACUCCCAAUAAUAGACAGAACUCCUCUGCUGGUGAGCCAUCAAAUCAUAGUCCUGAUAAAGAAAGAGAGAAUUGCUCUGAGCAAUGGGAAGGAAAAUUUGAUCUGUGGAAGCCUUUGACUUGCUUGGUCGAAGCAGCAAAUCGAAGUAAAUCCUCUAAGUCCAACACACAAUAUUCGCAUGUCAAAUCUGAAGAGCAGAAUCCUUAUGAGAAGGAGGAGGGUCUUCUCAGAAAAACCAAAAAUAAGGAACAGAGGAAGAAACCCAAAUUGAAAGAAGAGAAGAAUUCUAGCGACCAUAACCUUCUGGAAAUUGAGAGGCCCAGGAAGCUACGCAGAGUCCGGCAGAAAGCGCAAAAUUUUGGGAACUUCAGGGUUCCCCCUCAGGCUGUGCUUGAUGCUGCAGGUGCUAAAUUCGACAGAAGAAACUGUCCCAUUUGGUUUUCUUUAGUUGCCUCCAAUGAACUGGAUGGAGAUGCAUUGCCCUUGCCUCAGAUUUCUGCAAGUUACUUAAGAAUAAAGGAUGGAAGCAUAACAGUUUCAUUCAUUCAAAAGUACCUCAAGAGGAAGUUAGAUCUUACAAAUGAUGUUGAGGUUGACAUCAAGUGCAUGGGGCAGACCAUCAUCCCCACGCUAACGCUGAACAAUCUGGUUGAUCUGUGGCUUCAAACAGCUAGUAUAGACAGAGUGAAAGCCACAAUCGGCUCAUCAGCUAAGGAUUUUGUGAUGGUGUUGGGCUAUGCUCGCAGGGCUCCUGAUUCUUAGACCACAAGAGAUGCCUUUCAGGAGCACGGUACUUUGGAAUUAGGAGCAAGGUCACAAUGACAAUGCCAUUGGUAAGAUGAGGAGCGAGGAGAAAAUUUGGCAUGUUAUAGUGAUUUGAAUUACCUGUGUUUUAUCUUAUUAUUACAUGAUUGCACUCAUGUAGGUUGCGAAACUUGCAUUUUUUGUUCCUCUGUGUGUUAUUUUACAGUACAUUACACUGGACUUUGACAUAAUUAUGGUCAUUUCAUAUUUGCGACUGCUGAAAAAGCAUUUUUUUUUCCUUUCA
Messenger RNA from Salvia hispanica, 1893 nucleotides. Its product is annotated as E3 ubiquitin protein ligase DRIP2-like. Gene Ontology annotation, molecular function: ubiquitin-protein transferase activity. The record is from RefSeq and is a predicted model, not a curated record. NCBI's taxonomy places the organism in Eukaryota, Viridiplantae, Streptophyta, Magnoliopsida, Lamiales, Lamiaceae.